AUGGCGUUGGAAUCCUGUGCCGGGGGCGGGGCCGCGGGUGCCACUGUUGCGGCUGCUCUGCAAUUCUUCGCAGCAUCACAAUGUCUGUUGCAGGAAGCGUGGCCCCAUCACUCCACUGUGCCAAAUGCAUCUUCGUUCGACUUCAUCGUGGUGGGCGGUGGCACUGCGGGUUCCGUUGUGGCUGCGAGACUGUCGGAGCUUCGCGGGGUCAGCGUACUCCUCUUGGAGGCUGGCGGUGACCCGCCACAAGAGAGCAUUAUACCCGGAUACAGGAACACACUGAAAGCGAGCCGCUAUGACUGGAACUUCACCACGAUGGACGACGGCUUCUCCAGCCAAGCGCUGAGGGACGGUAGCCAGAGGCAGCCGCGAGGCAGGAUGCUGGGUGGCAGCGGAUCCCUGAACGACAUGGUCUACGCCAGGGGGUUCCCUGCGGACUACGCCGAAUGGGGCACGACAGUCGGCGACGAAUGGGGCUGGGACCGCGUGCUGGAGUACUUCAAGAAGACCGAGCAUUUGACCGACGAGAGAAUAGUAAACGACCCCGAGCUGAGUAGGCACCACGGCGUCGGUGGCGAAAUACAGGUCUCCGGUACCAGUGAGUCGACGCACACCACGGAUAGAUAUCUGGAGGCGUUCGAAGAGUUGGGCUUUAAGGUUGUUAAAGACAUGACUUAUCCGAACGGUAUUGGCGUCGGGCGUUUCUCUCACACCAUUAAGGAAGGCAGAAGACACAGUUCAUUGACUGCUCUGCUGAAUGGAUCAGCGAGGAGGGACAACCUGUACGUGCUGAAAGACGCGCACGUAGCAAAGGUUCUCAUUGAGAAUAGGACGGCAAUAGGUGUGAGUGUCAUGGUGGAGGAUGAGGAGUUCCAUUACUACGCGGCCAGAGAGGUCGUCCUGUCAUCGGGUACGUUCAACACACCGAAACUGUUGAUGCUCUCGGGAAUAGGGCCUGAGGAGCAUUUAAACGAGUUAGGAAUAGCCGUGGUCCAGGACUUGCCUGUGGGUGACAAUCUCCACGACCACGUCAUGGUGUUGACUUAUCUGUCCGCCGACAGCGGCACUUGCGAAGAGGACGAACGCGACGCGCAUAUGGACGCGAUUAAAUAUCUCUACGAUCGCUCAGGAGCACUAUCGAGAACGACAGACGUCGGCGCCUACCUCUCGUUGACGGGGGAUCCCAACGUUCCUGACUUCGCCUUCUAUCCCACUUGCAUGCCUCGCGAUAGCGGCUUCUACGAAGGCUGCUUCAACGUUCUAGGAUUCAAAAGGGAGAUCUGCGAGAAACUGGCCGCGGAAAAUAAGGAUAGAGAAUUGAUGUCGCUGGCCGUGGUGUGCCUGAAGCCGAAAUCUCGGGGCAGGGUGCGCUUGAGAUCUGCAGACUAUUGGGACGAGCCUCUGAUUUACUCGGGAACGUUCGGCCACCCGGACGAUUUGGAGGGAUUCCCCCGGGCGUUGGAAGUGGCGUGGGCAGUAGCCAGCACGAGUUACUUCAAGUCUAAGAACGCUCGUGUAGUUAAUAUAGGAAUAGAUGAGUGUACUGGUUUGGAAGGCUCGGAUAGAAGUAAGUGCAUUGCCAGGAAUACAGCGAUGUCCGCUUGGCACUCCGUUGGCACGGCCGCGAUGGGUACGGUUGUGGACUCGCGCUUGAGGGCCCGCGCAUCUCGCGGCACCUCGGAACUGGCGUCCGCCGCGGAGUCUAAGACGCACCCUGUGCGCCACUUUCACCUGUCCGUCCGGCGGCUAAGGCGGCACCGGCAGUCGGUUGCGAGCAGUGCCACGGGGUGGACGCGUUCACGGCAUAAGCCGCUCCCAACGCCGCUCAAUCCU
Molecule: messenger RNA, 1833 nt
Organism: Iphiclides podalirius (scarce swallowtail)
Lineage: Eukaryota; Metazoa; Arthropoda; Insecta; Lepidoptera; Papilionidae
Source: the annotation of a GenBank genome assembly